UAAUACUAACAAAUUGAAGAUUAUACAAAAUCAAGAGCUGAAUUUGGCUUGCAGCUUUUCAGUCUGAAAAGUUAAAAUAGCGUGGAAACGGCGCGUACUUUAAGUUAUUAUGCGCGCGCGUUUUGGGAAUAAAUUCUACGGAUGAUCUUGUGUAGAACUUUUAUGUUCUUGAAAGCUGUGUUGAUGAUAAUGCAAACGUCUUUCCGGCUUUUCAAACAGUUCCAACGGCUCUAUAUGAAUUAACAGUAAAUAAGCUUUUGUAUAUUUAAUUUCCAGACAUCAUGCCGAAGACGAGCAAUCUUCCUGGAGAUUGUUCUUUCUCCUACCGUGAGCGCUCCAAGUAUCAUCGUCUGUGGUCAUCAGCGGCAGGAGGGGGUGAGUUUCACCGCCGAUCGCCCCUGACUGCAUCAGUCUGCGAUACCAGAGUAUGGAAGGCUGUCAUGGAUCACUUAGAUAUCCAGUGUGACUUCCUACAUCGACUACGACGACAGACAGACAAGAGGUUUGUCACUAUGACAACUGAUGACAUCAUGGCUGGGAUGACGGAAGUACUAGACCGGGCAAGCUACAGUUUGACGGAACGCUACGACCAUCCCAAGCCUCCAUCACCGGAUCUAAUCCGAUGCAAGAUGACAGAAGGCAUCCCUGAGGAGCUUCUCUUCAGUCUUGAGGAGGAUGGAGAGAUGACCAGCGAUGGCAGCCCAGGAAGCUCAUGUGACUCCUCCACCCUCACUGCCUCCUCAACCAUGACUUCGAGCGGGACCCUGAUAGCAACUGAGGACUUAGAGGAGUUGAGGCCGGAGGGCAGCGACUGGGAGACACUCAGUCCCCCUAUGGACUGCGAGAAGGUACCCGAUGAAGGACCUCCUAGAAAGGGUGAAUUUUGGAUCGAGGGAGGAGUGGAGGAUCAGGAAGCUCAAGGAGGAACGUGGAGGGAUGCCAUCUGCUUCAGGCAGUAUCACAGCUUAAGACAUCCGAAAAUGUCCUGGAGAAGAGCCCACGAGUCGGUGAGGAGGAGAAGAAUACUGACUAGCAGAGGACGACACGGGCGAGGCAGUCAAGCAUGGUCACCAAGACUCAACGUCUCAUGGACAAGCAUCGAGGAAGAAAUCAAGAAAGGAGGAUUACUGUCGUCACCAGUCAAGUUGACGACUUUGGUACCAUCACCUGUGCGCGUUCCUGCUAGUGUUAGCAAGAUAAACGAAGAACGAGCAGCGAAGGGCGCGGAAAAGGUAUCACCAAAGUCUGAUGUGAAGAAAACACAAGAUAGAAAACCGGGAAAGGAAGCUCUGGCCCAAAGUAAUCGAAAAGACGAGUCGGAAUCACAAGAGAAGCAAAGCAAGAAACCUGUGAUGGGACAAAAGCGCACACAGGGGUCGACCUUGACCAAUGAUUCACCUGACAUCCCAGCGGCUUGGCGAGUUGGUGGCAAGAGAAACACAAAUCAUGGAAACAAUACAGCGAAGCAAACGAGGAAGAAUGACCGAGCUGGCGGCGCGUCAGCAGGGGCGAGUGUCUCUGAAGCAGACGCUACACUCGUGUCUGACAUGGAGCAGUACAUCACAGCUCAACCUUUUGUGCCGAAAGGCAAACCAUUGCCAAAGACUACACAGCCUGCGCGUGGACGCGGGACUGAAACAAUAACAAUCAAAAAUGGUGUGAAAGAGAGCGGCAAAAGGAACCAAAACGUGGCGCCAAACAAAAGCAAUGUUAGUUCCAAGAACAAACGUAAAGGUGAGGCGAACGAGCACUUAAAACCAACACAAGAGAAUGCUGACAAAAAGCAACGGCUUGAGACUGCUUCGCAACAAUCGUCAACGCAUGCGAAGACAUUCCAACGCGAGCAACUUCCAAUCCCCGUCAUAGAGAAGGGCGUGGUCCACCAUCGACAUCCGUCGCCACCAACGAUCCAACAAACAACAGAGGGCGUCAACCGUCCAAACACAGAUCCAACGGCCACGGGACACAGAGAUAAGACCGAGAGGCCCAACGAUCUACCGGCCCAAGAACCCACUGGACGACACGUGGUGGCGCCUCAACGUACAGGACAACAACAGCAACAGCAGCAUAACCAGCAGGUUAAUGGGGCACUACUCGGCCCAGAGCCUAAGGCGAUGCCAGGCACUGAAGCGGGUAGAGGGAGGGGAGCCGUGGGGCCACCUGGCAUACUAGGUCCUGCUCCCUGGAACCAACAUCCCGGUAUGGCUUUCAUUCAUCGACAUCCUGGCGUCCCACCACAGAUUCCCGCCCAAAUACCUUUCGUCAAUUUGCCGCUUCCAAUUUGGCCCGCAAAUAGGUCAUAUCCCAGCUCCCAACUUCCUCAGCAACAUCAUCAAAUGCAAGGUGUGCCCAAUCACGUACAGCAGCCGUUCCCGAACGGUCGGCACCCGCAGGAGCAGAUGUUGAGGAUGAUGCAUCCACAGCAGAUAUUCACGAACAGUCACCAGCAGGAGCAGAUACAAAUGAUGCAGCUACAACAGCCUUUCGCGAAUGGCCGUCAACAGGACCAGAUGCCGAUGAUGCAGCCGCAGCAACCGUUCGUGAAUAGGCAUCUGCAGGGGCAAGUUCCAAUGGUGCAGCAAGCGGCACAAGGGCAGCCUCGACCGAUGGUUAUGCUGGAGGACCCGUGCAUUUUAUUUGCUCAACGCAACAACUUUCAACAAAAUGGCCAGAACAACAACAACCCCAAGAGUGGAUACCAGUCUCGUCAACAAGAGUCCACUAAUCAACCACAACUCAACCAACAGAAUCAACUCGGUCACCAGGGGCAACCGUAUCAACGGAACCAGCGACAGCAACUCCCCCAAGGACAGUAUCAGCAAAACAACAACUCGAACCACCACAUUCAACGGCAACAACAGCAACAACAGCAGCAACAGCAGUAGCAACGUCGACAACAGUUGCUUUGGAAGAAGAACGAACGAGAAAUAGCAUCACCCAACAUCUUCUCUAAAACAAUGCUCUUGUACAAUUUUAUUUUACUUUUAAAAUGUGUCAUUAUUUAUGCCCAUUAAACAAAAACUGUUAACUGUAAGAACAGUUAUUAAAUGUUUCAUGAAUAUAGAACGUGAUGUUGCUACACAUGUCGUCCCAUUCUGACUCCAUCUUCGGCGCUGAUCAUCAAGAGUAAUGGAAACAGCUCCCUCAACGUCCAUUUUCGUUAAUUUGUUUGCUCUGAGGUGAAACUGCGGUUGAUAAAUGACCUCGUAUUAAAGUUGAACAUAAUUUUAACCUGAUUACUUGUACAUUUUAUGAUAUUGAAAUUUAAGCCUUAAGACUCUCAAUUUGCAUUCUUUGUAUUCAUGAUUAUUUAGCAUGAUCUUUCCUCUAUUAAAGAUGUUAUAGGAUGUUAUAAGAUAACCCUUCCAUGAUUAUUGACAGCAAGCUUAUUUUUUUUGUCCUACACUAUGCCAGAUGGCAUCACACGUAAGACUUCCAAGGAUGAAAUGUGCGGGCAACAGUCUCUGUGUCACGUCAGGCUUACCAUAAUCUUCACCUGUUUCGGGGAAAAUGUUAAAUUGUGGAAUCCGAUGUACUGUACUUGUAUUGCCAUUGAAACCACGACAACAAAGAAUUAUCAUUGAUCCUCUCGCCCCCCAGCCGGAAACGUCCCAUUUCCUGUGUUCGUUCUGACGUCUGUAGCAAAAUGAAAUCAUUCAAUCUGGGUAAACGAACGUAUACAGUCGCUACGAGCAUCCCUUAAAAGACAAUAGAACAAUAUGAUGUAUUAUUAAACACUAAAAAAAAAUAACUUUAUUUCUCCCAUUAAAAAAAACAUCAGAGCGGAGAAGAUACCCUCCGAGCAAAGCCGAACCUAUAGCCGAGCCGAACCGAGUCAAGCCGAACCGAGUAAAAAAAAAACCGAGCUGAGAAAAUACCCUCCGAGCAAAGCCGAACAAAGCCGAGCUUAACCGAGUGAAGCUGAACUGAGCUUUGAAUUCCGUUAAAUAGUAACACCUCUGUGAAUCCAAGCAGACCUUUUCUUUGUGGAAUUUUUUUUAGGCGACCUUUUAUUCUGGCAUGCAGCCCUGAGGUGGAACCACGUACUUCUCCGGAAUUUCCCUUCUUACUGAGACCUGGAAACAUUAAUGAAAGCCACAUUACUUUCUCGACAUUGCUUUGCUAUGCCUUGAAGUCCGUUGGCAUUCACGUGGAAUAUUAUGACUCAAGCAUGAUUUUCUUCGACACAGAGUAGGAAAGCGGUAAUCAGUAAAUGACACAGCACAAUUACAUUUUAAUAGGAAGAAAAGUAAAGGUGAAUAUUACAUUGGAGAACAAAAUGAUUGUAAAUAUUCAUAAGUUCGACUUUGUUAUGGGAAAAAUGUAGAAAUAUGUCGUCUGACAAGAUCUUUGCAAUAGUACAAACGCGUCAACAGGCAUUGUGGUUGGCUUAUUUGUGUCCUUACGCAAGCUAUUUUACCCAAUUUGAUUACUUCCAUUCUGAGAAUCUAGUAUUAGUAAUUUCUAACUACAUGUAUCAGAUAGUAUAAGAACAUGUUUUAAUAAACUGAUGCCAAUUCACGGUCAUACCCGGAAAGUUUA
Messenger RNA from Patiria miniata (bat star), 4542 nucleotides. Its product is annotated as ataxin-2 homolog. The record is from RefSeq and is a predicted model, not a curated record. Lineage: Eukaryota; Metazoa; Echinodermata; Asteroidea; Valvatida; Asterinidae.